This is a messenger RNA of Budorcas taxicolor (takin), 1552 nucleotides long. RefSeq names its product NALCN channel auxiliary factor 2 (gene NALF2). Gene Ontology annotation, molecular function: stretch-activated, monoatomic cation-selective, calcium channel activity. Gene Ontology annotation, cellular component: plasma membrane. Lineage: Eukaryota; Metazoa; Chordata; Mammalia; Artiodactyla; Bovidae. The transcript is spliced from 3 exons. The record is from RefSeq and is a predicted model, not a curated record. Bases 1 to 1425 code for a protein of 474 amino acids. Gene Ontology annotation, biological process: calcium ion import across plasma membrane.
AUGUUCAGGGGCGCUUGGAUGUGGCCCGGAAAAGACGCCGCCGCGCUGACUAUCUGCUGCUGCUGCUGCUGCUGGGCUCCCAGGCCGAGCGACAAACCUUGCGCCGACUCCGAGCGGGCGCAGCGAUGGCGACUGUCCCUGGCGUCCCUGCUCUUCUUCACCGUGCUGCUCGCUGACCAUCUGUGGCUGUGCGCGGGGGCCCGGCCCCGAGCCAGGGAGCUGAGCAGCGCCAUGCGGCCGCCCUGGGGGUCCGGCCGGGAGCGGCAGCCGGUACCUCCUCGCGCGGUGCUGCCCCUGCCGCCGCCGCCGCCUCCCGGCCAGCCCAGCGCGCCCCCGGGCACCUGCGGCCCGCGAUACAGCAACCUGACCAAAGCCGCCGCCGCCGCCGCCGGUCCCGGGCCGGACUGCGGCGGCGUCCCAGAACCCACGGGGCUGGACGCAGCUUGCACCAAAUUGCAAUCUUUGCAGAGACUUUUCGAACCGACUACCCCAGCGCCCCCUCUGCGGCCCCCCGACUCCCUUUCCCGUGCCCCGGCCGAGUUCCCCACCGCCAAAAAAAACUUGCUCAAAGGCCACUUUCGGAACUUCACUCUUUCCUUUUGCGACACCUACACGGUCUGGGACUUGCUGCUGGGCAUGGACCGCCCCGACAGCCUGGACUGCAGCCUGGACAACCUGCUGGGGGACCUGCUGGCCGUGGUGGCUAGCCCGGGCUCUGGGGCCUGGGAGGUGUGUAGCAACUGUAUCGAGGCGUACCAGCGGCUCGACCGACAUGCUCAGGAAAAAUAUGACGAGUUCGACCUCGUGCUGCAUAAAUACUUACAGGCAGAAGAGUACUCAAUCCGGUCCUGCACGAAAGGCUGUAAGGCUGUCUACAAGGCCUGGCUGUGCUCAGAAUACUUCAGCGUGACCCAGCAGGAAUGCCAGCGCUGGGUGCCCUGCAAGCAAUACUGCCUGGAGGUGCAGACCCGGUGCCCCUUUAUCCUCCCUGACAAUGAGGAAAUGGUAUACGGAGGGCUCCCUGGCUUUAUCUGUACAGGGUUGCUGGAUACUUCACCAAAGCGGCCAGAAACCAAGUGCUGUGACGUGCAGUGGGUCUCCUGCGAGUCGGAGAAGAAGAAGUUCAAGGAGUCUGAAGCCCCCAAAACCCACCACCAGCAAUUCCACCACUCUUAUUUCCACCACUACCACCAUCAGUACCACCACUACCACCCCCGCCACGAGCCCCCAGGCCGUCUUGGCCACAAGCCCUCCCUGCUGCCGGUUUCUGGGGGCUCCCGCCUCAGCCCCAGCAGGAUCCGGCUCUACAUCCUUGUCCUCGUGCUCCUGCAUACCAUGGUGUCCUUCUCCAGCAGCCAGAGUGGUGGGGGACCGGGCCUGGAGGCACUGCCUGCCCUAGACGAGGGCCUGGCUCGGGAAGAGUGACCGCAGGGAGGGAGAUCAGACCUCCACCACGCACCGACAUCAACUCCAGCCCCCCCAGGGGGAGGGGGAGGGGGCCCCUCCCAUGGGAGGUGUAGGACCAGGUGGGGGGCGGGGGAAAUGGGGGAUC